This is a messenger RNA of Phragmites australis (common reed), 768 nucleotides long. RefSeq lists its product as uncharacterized. Bases 89 to 517 code for a protein of 142 amino acids. Gene Ontology annotation, biological process: late endosome to vacuole transport via multivesicular body sorting pathway; protein targeting to vacuole. NCBI's taxonomy places the organism in Eukaryota, Viridiplantae, Streptophyta, Magnoliopsida, Poales, Poaceae. The transcript has 4 exons. The record is from RefSeq and is a predicted model, not a curated record.
CUAGCAAGGACUAGACUGAAAAAAACCAUCCCAUCUCUUCGCUCUCCCUUUCCCGGCACCUGAGUCGGAGAAGGUCACCGCUGCGGCGAUGGACAACAACAGCCUAUUGGCAGCGUGGCCGGUCGUGGGCCCUGGCAUCGCCGGCGCCGUCUUCGGAGCCGGGUGGUGGUUCUGGGUCGACGCCGUCGUCUGCAGCGCCGCCGCCGUCCCGUUCCUCCACUACCUACCCGGGUUCUUCGCCUCGUUCGCGGCGCUCAUGUUCAACUGCGUGAAUCGGGAGGACAUCGGCGACAGUUACUACUCGCCCUACGACAACUCCGAGUGGAGGGUGAAACUCUGGCUUUUUAUUUCAUAUAUGGUGUCUUUUGUCUCAUUGGCUGGGUCAGUUGGUUUUUUGGUUCAAGACGCACUUACAGAUACAGGACCGUCUGCAUGGACUGGGACUGCUGGUGUCCUACAAUGCGUCUUUGUGUUAGUGAGUGGGUUGAUCUACUGGACAUGUCACUCUGAAGAUUGACUUAAGAGGUAUGGCCAAGAAAGAUGAGGAUUGUGAAGGUGGCUAUGAUAUGAGCUUGUUGGCAGAAAUGCAAAUAUGGUAUCUUGGUCUAUUGUUUUUCCCAAGCCCUGAAGUUUGGUAUCUCUGUAAAUAUAAAUAUAUAAUCACAUACCGCACUGCUUAAAAUUAGUUUCAAGGUGUUGUUUUGGUGCAACAAAAUUUGACGGAUGACGACUAGUAAAUAACUAAAUAUCUAUCUAUUUGUUCCUGUU